UCAUUGGUUGUCAAACAAAACAUAAUUAAAAUUGCAAAACGGAUCGAAUUUUCAUCCUAGAUUUGUUUGUGCAAUCAUUUGUUGUGCUGUCUGGUGCUUAGUGAGUCAAUUUUCCUACUAAAUUUUUCGAAAAACUAUACAGAUAUACCCGAAAAUGCCGGAGGAAUCUAAAUCGGAGGGCGAAAUAGAAAAUGUACGGGUUGUUGUCCGUGUUCGUCCCAUGGAUAAAAAUGAGAUUGAAGCUGGUUCCCAGAAUAUUAUUAAAGCAGAUCCGUGCAACCGAUGUAUUACGGUUUAUAAGCCGAACGCAAACUCUAGUGAGCCUCCGAAGGUUUACUAUUUCGACAAUGUUUUUGGAGAGGAAUCGACACAGAUUGAUCUAUACGUAGAUACUGCUCGUCCGAUCGUUGAUAAGGUACUCGAGGGGUACAAUGGAACCAUCCUGGCGUACGGCCAAACCGGCACUGGUAAGACCUACACGAUGUCCGGUAAUCCCGACUCGCCCCAAACGAAGGGUGUCAUCCCGAACACAUUCGCGCACAUUUUUGGACACAUCGCCCGGGCUAAGGAGAACCAGAAAUUUUUGGUACGCGUCAGCUACAUGGAAAUUUAUAACGAGGAGGUGCGCGAUUUGCUCGGAAAGGAAUUCAACAAAAGUUUGGAAGUGAAAGAGCGUGCCGAUAUCGGGGUGUUCGUAAAGGAUUUGAGUGGUUACGUCGUCCACAAUGCCGAUGAUUUGGAUAAUAUAAUGAAGCUAGGAAACAAGAAUCGUGUCGUUGGUGCCACUAAGAUGAACUCCGAAUCUUCACGUUCGCACGCCAUCUUUUCGAUCACAGUUGAAUCAAGUGAAACCGAUGAAAAUGGGAAACAGUUAGUCAGGAUGGGAAAAUUGCAACUCGUCGAUCUGGCCGGAUCGGAGAGACAGAGUAAAACCCAAUCUUCUGGGUUGAGGCUGAAAGAGGCGACCAAAAUUAACCUUUCAUUGUCUGUGUUGGGCAAUGUUAUAAGUGCGUUGGUUGAUGGGAAAAGUACCCAUAUCCCCUAUCGAAACUCAAAGUUGACUCGUCUGCUGCAGGACUCGCUAGGGGGUAACAGCAAGACUGUGAUGUGCGCCAGUAUUAGUCCUGCUGAAUCGAACUAUGUUGAAACAAUUUCUACCCUUCGCUAUGCAUGUCGUGCGAAGAGUAUCCAGAAUCUGGCACAUGUUAAUGAAGAACCGAAGGAUGCAUUGCUUCGUCAUUUCCAGGAAGAAAUCAAGGAGCUUAGGCGUCAGCUUGAGGAAGGAGUUUUCAUGAACGGUAUUGGAACCGACGAAGACGAAGAGUUAGACGCAGAAGAGGAGGAAGAAAUUGAAUCCGAUGACGAAGAGAAGGAGAAGGAAUGCAAUGAAAAGAAAGAGAAGAAAUGUAAGGAAAAAACCAAAGAAAAGAAAGAAAAAUCCGAUGCAGAAAAAGAGUUGCUUGAAAAGAAAGCAAUCGAAAAUGAGGAAGAAAUAAGUCGUGCAAAAUCGGAGCAGGAUCAACUACGCGCAAAGCUUUCUUCUUUGGAAAACAAAAUCCUGGUUGGUGGAGAAAACUUAUUGGAGAAGGCACAGGCACAAGAGAUCCUGUUGGAAAAAUCAAUUGUGGAAAUUGAACACCGCACGAAAACCGAACGUGAAUUGGAGGAAAAUCUGCAAAAAAUUGAAGCAGAGCGAAUCGAUAUAGAAGAACGGUACAGUUCGCUACAAGAGGAAUGUGUUGGCAAGACGAAGAAAUUACAGCGCGUUAUGUCAAUGCUCAUGGGAAUCAAGUCGGAACUGGCAGACCAACAGCAGGAGCAGCAACGUGAAAAGGAAGGAAUCUACGAAAAUAUUCGUAGUUUAUCACGGGAAUUGGCGCUAUGUGAAUUGGUAAUUAAUUCUUACAUUCCCAAAGAAUAUCAGAACAUGAUUGAAAAAUUCACCCAUUGGAAUGAGGACAUUGGCGAAUGGCAGCUGAAAUGUGUUGCAUAUACGGGCAACAAUAUGCGUAAAAACGUAGCCGAACCGAAAGUCAACACCAAAGAAACAGAUUUGAUCGAUCUGUCCCAUGUAUAUUUAAGUUACAAUACUGAUUCUGUGGCGGAACCAGUAAGAGCUAAGACAGCCCGACCGCGUACAUCGGGAAUUGCACGUCCAACCACUGCUAGAAAGUAUUAUUAGGUUAGACCCAUUGUCUUGGAACGCACAACUGAACCAAUCAAAAUGGUUCGCUAGAAAGAAAGCUUCUCUUGCCACAUAGUGCACCGUUAUCUGUAGUUGUUAUAACCCCAACUAUAAACUGACAAAAUGCGAUUGUGCGAUGUGUUUAAAACAUGCAAUCCCCAAAACAGCGCUUCAUUUUGUUAGAGAGAUAAUAUUUGAAUAACAUGCAUUUCUCGUGAGCUUUUAGGCCCUCACUGUUUCACGCAAUUUUUUUAUAGUCAAACACACCAAAUUGCUCACAAAAUAACACAUCACCAUAAAAUAUAUUUUAGUCUAAAUGUUGCUGUGGGUUUGACAAUAUUCCAUAUGUAGAUUAUGUUAAGCUAAAAAUAGUUCGCGGUUUUGAUUAGGUUCUUUAGAAGAGUACUAGAACAUUCAGGUUCAUUAUUUGUUGUUCUGGUUUGAACAAAAAAAAAAAUAGACAGAGGCUACGUGUAAGUGCAUGCGUUAUAUUUAUUAUCGCUAAUCCUAGUCAUAAAAAUAAAAAAUAUGCAUCAAAACACUUCACACUACAUUUUUCACGUUAUAAUACUCUUGAUGGCAUAGUUGUGUCGUCGCAUAUUCUUUGGAAGUUGGAUGAAAAUCAAUAAAAAUAUGGAUGAAAAUUAUCCUAG
Messenger RNA from Toxorhynchites rutilus septentrionalis, 2838 nucleotides. It is a transcript of the gene Klp64D, whose product is annotated as kinesin-like protein KIF3A. The transcript is spliced from 5 exons. NCBI's taxonomy places the organism in Eukaryota, Metazoa, Arthropoda, Insecta, Diptera, Culicidae. Gene Ontology annotation, biological process: microtubule-based movement; mitotic cell cycle. The record is from RefSeq and is a predicted model, not a curated record. Gene Ontology annotation, cellular component: microtubule. The coding region runs from base 155 to 2182 and encodes 675 amino acids. Gene Ontology annotation, molecular function: plus-end-directed microtubule motor activity; microtubule binding; ATP binding.